GUGUACAUUAUCAAAGUCACCUGGUCCAAUGGGUCCACUGAAGUCAUAUACCGACGGUACAGCAAGUUCUUUGACCUGCAGAUGCAAAUGCUGGACAAGUUUCCAAUGGAAGGAGGACAGAAGGACCCUAAGCAAAGGAUCAUCCCCUUUCUCCCAGGAAAGAUCCUCUUCCGACGGAGUCAUAUCCGCGAUGUUGCAGUCAAGCGCCUGAUACCUAUCGAUGAAUACUGCAAGGCUCUGAUCCAGCUGCCUCCCUACAUCUCCCAGUGCGACGAGGUUCUCCAGUUCUUUGAGACACGACCUGACGACUUGACGCCCCCCAAAGAGGAGCCCGUUGGAAAGAAGAGGUCUGGAGCUGACUCUGCGUCGGUCGACCCCUUGGUGCUGGAGCAGUAUGUCGUGGUGGCGGACUACCAGAAGCAGGAGAGCUCCGAGAUCAGCUUGUGCGUGGGCCAGUUGGUGGAUAUCAUUGAGAAGAACGAAUCAGGCUGGUGGUUUGUGAGCACAUCGGACGAGCAAGGCUGGGUGCCAGCGACCUGCCUGGAGGCCCAGGAUGGUGUCCAGGAUGAGUUCUCAAUGCAGCCUGAUGAAGAGGAGAAAUACACCGUUAUUUACCCGUAUACUGCAAGAGACCAGGAUGAAAUGAACCUGGACAAAGGGGCUGUGGUGGAGGUGAUCCAGAAGAACCUGGAGGGCUGGUGGAAAAUCAGGUACCAGGGCCAAGAAGGCUGGGCCCCUGCCUCCUACCUCAAGAAGGGGAAUGGAGAGAUGUUCUCACAGAAGCUGGGGUCAGGCUCCUCUGCUCAUUCGUGUGCCUUGGAUCUGGAUGGCAUCUCCCGGCAGCAGGUCAUGGUGAGCCGAGAGAAGGAUGGGCUCCCUGGCCAAAGGGAUGGGAGAUUUGACAACCGUCCCCUGCCCGGCGCUGACAUCCGACGCAAGUCACCAAAGAUGAGGCAGAGACCCCCUCCUCGUCGAGAUCUCACCAUACCACGUGGUUUGAACCUGCCUAAACCUCCCGUCCCUCCUCAAGUGGAAGAGGAGUAUUACACCAUCGCUGACUUCCAGACCACCAUUCCUGAUGGCAUCAGCUUUCAGGCAGGAAUGAAAGUAGAGGUUAUUGAGAAGAACCUGAGUGGCUGGUGGUACAUUCAGAUUGAGGAGAAGGAAGGCUGGGCUCCCGCCACAUUCAUCGAUAAGUACAAGAAAACCAGCAACGCAUCCAGGCCGAACUUUCUGGCUCCGCUACCCAACGAAAUGGCCCAGCUCCGGCUCAGCGAUGCCAUGGCCGACAGCAGCGCCAGUGAGGAAGCGACAGGACCGUGCCGUCCUCUGCCAGAGGCCCCUCCAAACGGUUCGGACUGUGGUGGGAAGUGGGCCAAAGACUGGAAGGGGAAGGAGGCUCCCGAGGGUGGGGACCUGGCCUUGGCUGGUGGCUAUGAGGAGAUCUCAGACCGUGACCCAGAGGAGAAGCCCAGCCUACCGCCCAGGAAAGAGUCCAUCAUUAAAUCAGAAGGUGAGUUACUGGAAAGGCAGAGGCCUCCCCCGAAGCCCCCAGGCAUGAUUUUGCCCAUGAUCCCCCCCAAGCAGUCUGUGGCCCCGAAGGAUAGCAAGAAGCCCGAGCUGAAACCGGAGAAGGGCAAACUCUUCCAGCUGAAAAACGAAAUGGGACUGGAAUGUGGACACAAGGUGUCAGCCAAGGAGGUGAAGAAGCCAAACCUCCGGCCCAUUGUCAAACCAACCAAGCCAAAAGCUGAGCCUGUGGAGGACAAGCCUGAGCCCAUCACCCAGAAUCCAUUCUUGAAGUCGAGACCUCAGAUUAGGCCAAAACCCGCUGCAGCCCCCCGGACUGACCCACCUCCAGCUGAUGAUAAACUGGACAUUUGCAGCCUGCGGAGCAAGCUUAGACCUGCAAAGUGCCCAGAGAAACCCACUGAACAGGACACCGCUGCCAGCGAAAGCUCCUUCAGUAACGCCACGGUCUCUAUGGAGGCUUCUGGAAGGUUUCAGGAGCGACCAAGCAUGGAGAGCAAACCUCUGCCCAAGCUGGACAGCCACGCCAUGAAAGAGGUGCUGCCCAAAUCUCCCCUGGGCCCAGCAAACAUCCCCAGUGCCAGAGAGCCCCCACCACAGCGCCCUGUUGUGCCACCCCGCAGACCACCCCCCCCCAAGAAAACAGGGGGUCCUGCCUCCGGCCCUGUGGUGGAGCUCAGGGUCCCAGCACGGGAAGCACCUGAAAUCAGGUCAUCCCCGGUGCUGGGGAGACCCAUGCUGGUUCCUCCGAAAGCCAAGCCGUUCCUCUCUGCCUCCAUUCAAGACGAAGCCAAAGUGAAAAGCAGCAUAAGCCCAAAGGUCAUAUCCAAGCCGGUGGAGAGAGGGGAAGCCAAGGAGAGGACCUCAGCCCCUGUCUCCAGUCCAGACAUCACUAGGGAAGCUCUCUAUGUGGCAGUGGCAGAUUUUGAAGGCGAUGAGGAGACCAACAGCUUUAAAGAAGGGACUUUGUUUGAAGUUCGCGAGAAGAACAGCAGCGGCUGGUGGUUUUGCAAGGUCCUGACUGGGGGGCCGUGCUGGGAGGGCUGGAUCCCUUCCAAUUACCUACGGAAGAAGCCAUAG
Messenger RNA from Mesitornis unicolor (brown roatelo), 2610 nucleotides. It is a transcript of the gene SH3PXD2B, whose product is annotated as SH3 and PX domains 2B. Lineage: Eukaryota; Metazoa; Chordata; Aves; Mesitornithiformes; Mesitornithidae. The transcript is spliced from 12 exons. Gene Ontology annotation, biological process: superoxide anion generation. The annotation marks the transcript as partial. Gene Ontology annotation, molecular function: phosphatidylinositol binding; superoxide-generating NADPH oxidase activator activity; protein binding. The record is from RefSeq and is a predicted model, not a curated record.